UGCGCGCGGGUCACGUCACCGGAACCUUUCGCUCGGCUGAGCCAACACAAAUUACGACCUAUUGACAGCCGUCUACGGAAAGCGCCACAAAGAGAAACAAACACUCCCAACGACGCAGCUUCAAAGCACAGAGGAGAGACCAGCAGAGAGAGAAGAGAGGAACCGGUUCCAGGCAGUGAGGAGCGCCGUUGGAGACACCUGCAAGAUGGGGAGAGCACGAGCGUAAGAACACACCGGCGCCGGUAGCAUUAUGUAACAAUCAGACUGCCACGCUCUCCUUUCAACCAUGCUAAUCAAGGAAGGGAGUAAACGAGAGUGGAAAAAGAAAAACACGAAGAAACAGUGAUAAGGCACCACGCGCCCCGAAACCCUGGAACUCUUCGCAGGUUACCCUUCGCCGAAGCUUCUCCCCUGACUCUGCCGCUGAGCUCACGAAGCGAUGCUUCGGUCACAACCCAUUGCUCAUGGGUUUUUCUUUGGCGUAGCAUGAAUGGACACGCGUAGCGCUGCCGAGAGCUCGCUUCACCAUUUCAAGUGUUCGCCGCUUGUGUUCGCCGUGUCAUUCCGCGGCGCCGUCCACGCGACACGGAGUUCACGCUGAAGCACCCACAGAAGGCGGGAGCUGCUCGACGCUUCCGGCGUUGAUUGGACGUGUCAGAUGUACGGCAAUAACUCUUCGCAAUGGCACAGGCACCAAAGAAGCAUGGGCCGGACAGCGUUCACAGCUGGUUCACGGCUGGCGCCUGCGCCUUCUCGUCCUUCUUCGCGCUGGCCCCGCUGCGUGCCUUCGGUGUCCUCUUCGUGGCCAUCAUGCAGGAGUUCGGCGCCAACAGGGAGGAGGCGUCGUGGACAAUCAUGCUGCUGGGCGGCGCCAGGGUGUUGUCGGGUCUGCUGGCCGGUCCCCUUGCACAUCGUUUCACGACGAGACCGGUCCUCAUCCUGGGCAGCAUCAUCUCGGCUGCAGGGGUCAUGCUGGCCUACUUUGCCACGAACAUGUGGAGCCUUCACCUUACGCUAGGCAUUGUUCACGGUUUUGGCUCCGGCAUUGUGUACGCCAUGAACCCGGUGCUGAUCAGCGAGCACUUUGUGAAGCAUCAGACGAUGGCCAUGGGUGUCUGUUUUGCCGGCUCGACGCUAGGCAGCUUCGUGUUCCCCAAGCUCAUUGAGAAGCUCAUCGCGUGGUACGGCUUCCAAGAGGCAAUGCUUCUCUUCGGCGCCAUCAUCCUGAAUGCGGUUGCGUUCAGCCUCUUCCUGCGUCAGCCGCGGUGGCUCAAGCGAUGCGACACCUCGGUGGAGUCACUCAUCACGGUGGACAGCGCUGACGACAAGUCAUCCUCGCAGUUGCCCUACGUCAUCCCAGUGCGUCUUGACGACGCAUCCAAGGAUCCUGAAGUGGGACCAGUCUUGCACCCAGUCAUUGCGGUCGCGCAACGACGCCGCAGAAGCACCUGCCUGCCGUGCGGUUUGGAUGUGCUGCAAAUUCCCAUGUUGUAUCUAGUCAUGUUCUCCUCCGUGGCCUUCAACCUCGGCUACGACUGCUACAACACGCUGCUAGUCGACUUUGCCGUCGACAAAGGCAUCGCGCAGAGUAGCGCCAUCACGAUGACGUCGCUCAGCUCUCUGGCCGACCUCGUGGGCCGGCUGGGAAUGCCCGUGCUUGCCGACAGGCGGAUUUUUACCCGGCGUACGCUCAUGGCCAUGGUGCUCGCGCUGGUUGGAGCCAUGUACGUACUGCUACCCCAGUGUACAGACUACGGAUCUUUGUUCGCGCUGGCCGCGACUGUGGCCUUUCUGCUGGGAAGUGGCGUCGUCUUGUUUCCCGUGAUACUCGUUGACUGCGUGGGGCUUGACAGAAUCGCCAUGGCGACGGGUCUGCUGACGGCGCUGUCGGCAUCGUUCUCCUUCACUAAGCCAUCUCUUAUAGGAUUCUUUCGCGAUACGCUGGGUUCCUAUGACUUCUUGUUCGUGGCGUGCGGCACGGUGGCCAUCACCACGUCGUUGGCAUGGGUCUUCGUCAACGUUGUCAUGUGGCGGAAGCGCAGCACAUGGACUCCCGACACAGUUGUCGGGGGGAAAUCAGAAGCAGCCUCCGAAAGAUUCUCCUAUUAUCCUCGGCUAAUCUAUAUCGGCGAUGGCCGGUAUUUGGAGACGCGCAAGUCGAGGACAUCCAGCACGAUAACAGUCCUGUACUGAUAAGGUGGACUGCCGUGCUGAACGCCUGUGUACCGUGCCUCUACUUACACCGACAACCGGGAUGUGUCAACAGCCUGUGCUUGGCCCCUUGCCAACAAGAAAGGCAGGCACACCAAUCGCGACGAACGCUAAUGUGGUGCAGUGCUGAAAAGCGAGAAAUGCUAGUACAGUGAUGACCAUCUAUACAUUCAGACGUGUCAAAUGUUUUGUUGUCCAUAAAAUCAUUGCAUUUGUAACAUACACAAUCAACAGUGAUAAAACAAGGAAUGUCAAUCAAGCCAGCAUAUCGACAAGACGACCUGUCUUUGUCCGUCCUCGCCAGCAUUGUGUUAAAGACUUGUUGAAGAAGACGAGUCACCAAACGUUGGCUCCGGAAACAUUACUUGUUCUACUACUGUUAAUUACUUCAAGCCUCCACCUUCCUGUGAAAAUAUAUAUUGUUUUAAUAUCA
Dermacentor silvarum is the source of this 2644-nucleotide messenger RNA. Its product is annotated as monocarboxylate transporter 2-like. Gene Ontology annotation, biological process: transmembrane transport. Gene Ontology annotation, molecular function: monocarboxylic acid transmembrane transporter activity. Bases 682 to 2193 code for a protein of 503 amino acids. NCBI's taxonomy places the organism in Eukaryota, Metazoa, Arthropoda, Arachnida, Ixodida, Ixodidae. The record is from RefSeq and is a predicted model, not a curated record. The transcript has 7 exons.